UAAAAUUUGUUGUAGGUAUUCAUUUAUGCUUAUAGUAUAGUAGAAAAUUCAUCAGAAAUAGGCACCAAUGAGACAACAGUUGUAAGUGGGAAUAAAAUAAUACAUUAUUUCUCAAUCACCUCGCAACGAUACGAACGCGAGCUCCAAGGGGGUACGCAGCCACAUAAAACGUUUACAUAUAAAUAUGAUACUGGAAAACAAGGAAGAUGAUGAAAGCAUGCGCACAUGUUUGCAUGUGUUGGCGGCCAUGGGACAACUCGUGAGCUGUAAAGCAUUUGUUGACAGUAGGCCUAAAUGUGGCUCCACUUAUGUGAACUGCCCUGAUUCAUUAGGAUGGACUCCACUCAUGUAUGCUGCCAGGUUUGGACAUUAUCAAGUUUUGAAAUUUCUUCAUUCUAUUGGCGCAAGCUUCACGUCCAAAAACAUUUUCGAUUAUACUACACUCUGUAUGGCUGUUGCAAGUAAUAGCAAAGAAGUAUUUGAAUAUGUAAUGGAAGAGCUGCAAAAAUUAGGAAGUCUAGAAGAUGAGACCAUAGCAUUUGAGCUGGCCUGCGUUCUGGGGAGAACUGACUUUUUGAAGAGUUUUCUCUCAUUGGAGGAAUUCGAUGUGAACACCAUUCACUGUUCAUUAACUGGUAUCAAUCCACUGCUGCUGACAGUGUACAGUGGCAAAGUGGAAGCAGUAGAGCUGCUACUAGCCAACGGAGCCAAGCCGCCACCAGUUGAUGACUCAUACCCGUCUGCCCUAGACAUAGCCGCAUUCAACCAGGACGCCCAAAUGAAGGCUGUACUAGUCAAGGAAAAGCUCACCUUGUGUCUCACCCCAACCCUCUUGACGCCUUCCAUCGACACCGAAAACUUAGUUUUUAAUUUUUCCACGCCACCUCCGUUCCACUACAAUUUGCAGGAAAGCGGCUAUCGUCUCAACUAUUCACCGAAACAUCAACGGGAUACAGUUGAUUGCAGCUUCCAUCGUUUGGAUGGUCUUCUGUCACCUAGGUUUCUGAAGCCUGAGGAGAAUAGAAGAUGGCUGGACUCAAUUGAGAAUAAGUUGACUAAAACUACAAAGGAACCGAAAACUUUCUCGCGAAAAAAGUAUAUUUCUUGGAUGUCCCAGAAAAUCAAUAAGAGGAGAGCAAAAUCGACGAAUGACAUAUGUGAAGACAGUUCAAAGGCGAACCUUGAUGGAAUGGAAAGAACCGAUUGUAUUCUGACACAUAUUCUCACAGAACUGAAACUUGAAAAAUAUAUUGCCAAGUUCAAAAAGAAUGAGAUGGACCACUUCACUGUGUUUACUUUAACUGAAGGUGAUCUGAUAGCAUUGGGAAUUCUCAAGAAGAAAGAGAGAUUGAAUAUUUUGGAGUCCUUGGAAGAAUAUAAAUCACAAAUACAACAUAAACUAGAUGCGACUUCUGUUAAUAAACAACAAGUAUGGAGUCUUUCGCCUCAGUGAUGUGUAAAAUUAAUUAAUUAAUUGAUAAUAUUAAUAAAGUUUUCAAAACAUUUUUUUCAAGUAAGCUAAUAGGUACCGUACGGAAUAAAUCAACGAAAUUUAUAGAGCAUUGACGAAUUAGAAAUACAGAAGGGUACCUGCUACUGUAGGUAGGCUACUGAUGAACUAGAAAAAUUAUCAAUUUGUAUAUUUUCAGAAAAUUUUAACUUUUUGAAAAAAUGAUUAUAUUAUGCGGAUUAUGAUGAAUUUUACAGUUUAUGACUUUUAUAAUGUAGUUUAUCCAUUAUUAGGUAAUAACUUGUUUUAAUGAUAACUUUUAUUUCCUAACAAAAGUAAAUUAAUGGACAUUUAUAUUUAAAAAUUGAUCUAAGAAUAAAAGAUGAUGGUUUCUUGACCAUACCGAGCUGCGAUGUGUUAACACUCUUUUUGAUGUAUUUACGACGUGCAGUCAAUUAUUUUUAGUAAAUAAGCAAAUUUGUUUACUUACCAACUGGAGUACUUUCGAAUGACAAGCGUUCAUUUUUAACCUUUCUUGCUGUUCGAAAGUACUCCAGUCAUUAAGUGAACAAAUUUGAUUAUUUCCUUAUAAUAAUUGACUGCACGUCGUGUAAAAUACAUCAAAAAGCGUUUUAUAUAGUAAUUUAAUAAUGUUGAAUAAAUGAUUGAAUCCUUUUCUAUAGUUCAUAAGCUAUAGCUUGGGCUUCAUGAACAUAAUUUUUUUUGUUAUAUAAAUCAACCCAUACAAGUUUUCAAAAUAGACUGAGGCGUACGUACAUCAUUCCACUGAUACAGUACCGGUAUCUAUAUAAUUUAUUAAAUAGUGAAGGAUUCAUUCAAAUAAUCAUUAAUCAAUGAAAAUUUUGUUAGCUUUAUAUGUUUGUUAGUAUUGUGAGUUUUGGAAUGUGCUGAUUUAAUAAAAAUAUUGUUACAAUUUAUAAGCUCA
Nilaparvata lugens (brown planthopper) is the source of this 2396-nucleotide messenger RNA. RefSeq lists its product as uncharacterized. The record is from RefSeq and is a predicted model, not a curated record. Gene Ontology annotation, molecular function: protein binding. The coding region runs from base 185 to 1453 and encodes 422 amino acids. The transcript is spliced from 6 exons. NCBI's taxonomy places the organism in Eukaryota, Metazoa, Arthropoda, Insecta, Hemiptera, Delphacidae.